AUGUUGAUAGCUCCAAGGUGGUUGCGGCAUUCAACUGUCAACAACAUUUCAUUUGAUCCUAUUCAACAAAUGAACAGCAUAACAAGGACAAACAAAAGUGAUGCUGAUGAUGGUACUUGGUCAGAUAAUCAAUCAGACUUCGAUAAUGAUGAAAAGUCAUCGAUGACUCAAUGUGAAACUGGUAUUGUGCUGACAGUGGCAGAUAAGAAUCGAUUAUCUUGGAAUCAAUUCCAUGUAAUAAAUAAUUAUUUAACUCAAUUAGGUACACCUGAAUUUUACGAACGCCUCAACGAGUUAAAGAAAUUACACAGUUCAUGGGGCAAGAAGCAACGGCAUGUAUAG
Molecule: messenger RNA, 342 nt
Organism: Didymodactylos carnosus
Lineage: Eukaryota; Metazoa; Rotifera; Eurotatoria; Philodinida; Philodinidae
Source: the annotation of a GenBank genome assembly